UUGUUAACCAUUCCUUUUCCCAUUCCUUCAGAACAUCGUUCAGUAUAUUUUUUUAAUGUAUGUUUUUGGCACCACUAAAAUUAACUUCUAGAUCCUCCUCCAGGGCGCUUCCUUAGCGAGUUUGUCCGCAACCUCGUUGUCGUAAUUUCCCUUAUGUGCUUUGACCCACAUUAAAUUUAUUAUCCACUUGUCUUUUCUCCGCAGUUCUCUCAACAUUCUUCUUAUUCUCUCUGCCUUCAUGUUAUGGUCCACUUUCAGUCUGUAUUAAUUCCGCCUUAUUCGAUUCCUUAUGUUAGCAUCUUGGAUUCACUGUACCACUCUAUUUAUUGCAAACAGCUCUACCUAAUUGUUGGUAAUCAUGACGCUAAUGUAUAUUUCUUUUUGUGUUUCACAAUAUCCUGGCUGAUUACAUUGUCCUCAAUUCUGCUCCCAUCCGUGUAUAUUUAGUAUGUAUAUUCAUUUACCGCUUGGUGAUCUGUGAUAUUUUCCAUUUUUGCUGGAUGUGGCCAUUCUUCAACUGUUUGCGGACAACUUUAACCUAGAUUCCUACGGUUAUAUAAAAUUAAUUAAUUAUAUCAGGACGGAGAAGCCAGAUAUUAAAACUAUUAAGGAGUGUAAGGAGCCUUGUUGGAUGGAUGAACGUUAUUUAAAACCAUUUGAUGUAAAUGACCCAUUUUUAUGGUAUGAUUUACCUACAGUUGGUAUGACUGAGUAUGGCCCUGAACCGAAGUAUAUAAACUCAGAGGAUGGUAAAAUUACUUUAGCCCAAAGCCAUUUUAAUGAACUUCAAAGUAGAAUUCAUUCGCUGUCUGAAAAAGUAAAAGAAAAAGAUGACCAGAUAGAAGCGUUAAGAAUGCUACUUACAGUUACUGAUUCACCAAAAAAACAAUCUUCCAAUUCUCAAAAUACUGAGGACGAAUCUUAUUUUAAUUCAUACUCAGGUUCAUUCAUUCACAACGAAAUGUUGCAGGAUCAACCAAGGAUGGUUGCCUUCAAAGAUGUGUUCGAGAAGAACAAAGAGUUCUUUAAGAAUAAGACUGUUCUUGAUGUUGGUUGUGGUACUGGAAUCCUUGCAAUGUUUGCUGCAACAGCAGGUGCAAAAGAAGUGGUUGGAAUAGACGAAUCAGAAAUUCUUUAUCAAGCUUUCGACAUUCUUAGAGAAAAUGAUUUGCAUAAUGUUGUUAAAUUAAUAAAAGGCAAACUAGAAACACAAGAACUCCCCCUUGAAAAAUUUGAUGUGAUAAUAUCCGAGUGGAUGGGAUAUUUUUUGUUAUUUGAAGGCAUGCUAGAUUCUGUAAUUUAUGCUAGAGAAACAUAUUUAGCCCCAGGAGGGUUGAUGUUACCUAGUAAAGCCAGUAUUCAUCUUAGUGGAGUAAGUGAUUUAGAACGACAUAAUUAUAUGAUAUCAUUUUGGGAUAAUGUGAGCGGUUUCAAAAUGUCUUGUAUGAAGACGUUAUCGGCCCAAGAACCAUUUGUUGAAUUGGUGAAAAGUGAAACUAUCAUAACUGACGUUCAUACUGUAUACACUUUGGACAUAUCAACUUGUACAUCAGAAGAUAUGAAUUUCUCAACCGAUUUUGAAUUGACAAUAAAUCAGAGUUCGACGUUAACAGCUCUUGUCGGUUCAUUUGAUGUAGAUUUCAAUUUACCUUAUUCAGUGACACUUUCAACAUCGCCAAAGGCACCUCGUACACAUUGGCAACAAACUGUGUUCUACAUCAAGAAUCCUAUCUCUGUGGUUGCUGGUCAAAAACUGAAGUGUCGCAUAUUAUGUAAGAAAAGAGCAGUGAAUGCAAGAUCAUUUAACAUUACAAUUACCAUUGAAGGGAAAUCACAAACAUACUUAUUAUUUUGAAUGAAACAAAUUGUUAUUGUUUAACAGAAAAAAAAGAGCGAAAUAAGGUAAAUUGAACUAACUAGAGGACGUUAAUGGUCUUUCUCACAUGCUUCUUCAUUUGUCUUUCAAGUUGUACAUGUUAAUUUUUUUCUGAGACUGAUGUACAUGGUAGCAGAUUGGUUUGUUUAAUACCUUGAUGACAAUAUAAACAUAUUAAUUAAGAAAAUAAGUUAAUAUGUCUAUGAGGCAAAUCAAAUAAUUAAAAAUUGCUACGGGACCACAUGGUAUUUUUAAUUGGGUCUCUUGUUUCGAUCUGUUAGUAUCUAUUAAAGUUAGAAAUUAAUGCUUAGAACAAUCUUUUAUUUAAUCCAAAAGUGCUUUAGCUAUUAUCUAAACUAGUUUUAAAAUGACUCACCUAGAAAUUAAAAGUACACAAACAGAAAUUUCAUAUAUAUAUNUAUAUAUA
Molecule: messenger RNA, 2303 nt
Organism: Cimex lectularius (bed bug)
Lineage: Eukaryota; Metazoa; Arthropoda; Insecta; Hemiptera; Cimicidae
Product: protein arginine N-methyltransferase 1
Exons: 8
Coding region: 632-1855 (407 amino acids)
Biological process (GO): peptidyl-arginine methylation
Cellular component (GO): nucleus
Molecular function (GO): protein-arginine N-methyltransferase activity
Source: RefSeq, a predicted model, not a curated record